Anarrhichthys ocellatus (wolf-eel) is the source of this 14184-nucleotide messenger RNA. RefSeq names its product ArfGAP with GTPase domain, ankyrin repeat and PH domain 3 (gene agap3). Gene Ontology annotation, biological process: activation of GTPase activity. NCBI's taxonomy places the organism in Eukaryota, Metazoa, Chordata, Actinopteri, Perciformes, Anarhichadidae. The transcript is spliced from 18 exons. Gene Ontology annotation, molecular function: GTPase activator activity; GTP binding; protein binding. Bases 8814 to 11351 code for a protein of 845 amino acids. The record is from RefSeq and is a predicted model, not a curated record. Gene Ontology annotation, cellular component: nucleus.
AGCCAUGUGACCUGAGAAACCACAGUACCUAUGGAGAUGCCGGAGUAAAAAAAUAGCAGAACUGGCAUCUCCUAGUAUUGUAGAUCAGGCAGUGUUGGGGUGGGGGUGGGGGGGCUUCCCCUGGAUUUCAUAAAUCUUGGAGAGUCUGCGGUUAUUCAUCAGCGGGUUACGUAACGGAGAAUCGCAUUAUAGAAGCGCAUCUUCCCAGAAGGUGUGGGAGCAGAUGGAGCCGGGGCAUCUUGGCGGCGGUCUAGUUAAAGAGCAGGUCUCCCUUCUCCUGGGGAGGCUGCUGAUGCAUUGUUCAGCAAGUGCAAGGGGGGGAGGCAGAGGGCUGUGGGCGGAUUAUGAUCGAGUUAAAGAUGAAGAGACGGAGGAGGAGGAGGAGGAGGAGGAGGAGAAUCUGGAGGUGAUCACGUUCAUUUCACGUCAUUUCUGCUGCUACGGUUUGUGUUUCACAGUCUCCCGAACCAAAAUCCUCAGCUGAUUAGGCUGCAGACUUCACUUUGGAUUACACAGGGGAAGAUAUGGGAUGCCUGUGGAGAGAGUGCGUGUGUGUGUGUGUGCUUGUGUGCAUCAUAUUCAAACACAAUCAACCUCAGUGGCAUGGGGGGAAAAUCAAUUGCUGAAAAGUUUGCAUGGAUUGAAGGUGUAGGAGGUUAUGACACUUCAAAUCUCAACGAGGCAGCCAUGCUGAAUAAUAAUGCAGCCUGUGCAUGCUCUGCAUUGAAGAUACUUUCUAUUAAGUGCAUUCAAGAGUCCUCUGGUAGAUGAAAUAUAUAAACCCGGGGCACAUCAGCAUCUCAAGUGCAGCAUAUUUCGCUCAUGCUCAUUUAAAUGCCCGUUAAUGGCAAUUCAAAUGUAAUUUUCCUCGCUGCCAGUGAUUGGUUUCAGGUGGAAAUGUGCAUACGCUUACUAAAAUUAGAAAUAUCAGAAAUUGGACAUUUCAUCACAUAAAGUGCAGACAUGACGGCCGCAUCAUGGAUGUUUGCUUAAAGUUCUUCACUGUGCCGGUGUGGCAGCUGCCCGCUCGGACACUCUCCACAGAGCUGCAGGAGUUAUUAGAUAUAUGUCUCUUUGGUACAGAUAUGUGCCUCCAUUAAACCGACUCGAUUCUGACACUUCCCAAAGCGAGAACUCCCCCUCGUCUAAUAAAGAUGGCUUGUCAGCUUCUGGAAGAAUUCGAUCUCCAGGCUGGAUGCUAGUCUGAGCAAGUCGAGUUGAUUUCUCGUGGUGUUUCGAUGAAUAUCAGUUAAUAUGAUUUCAAAGCACGUUUUUAUUUUUUCCCUGUUGCCCCUGCAGGUUGAAUACGCAGCACUUAUCUCUUCACGUGAUAUCUCAAACAGGCUUUUUGCCCCCCCCCCUGUGUUUUAUCAAUCCUACAAAAUUGCUUAAUACAGUUUUGUCUACCUUUCAUUUUUAUGAUUUGAGUGAUUAUGAAGGCGCUGUUUUAUUUUUUUAGGGAGGAUUUGAUGGCCAAUAGUUCUUUGUAAUGUUUCUAAACCUUUCACUUGUCAGUGUCAAAACCUGACAAAGACUCUGCAGUAAAGUAUCGGAUGGAGUCACAGAAACUGUGGACUCAGCACGCUGUGGUGCCCUGCGGAGAAUCGAAUCUUCUGAUCAGCACUUUUGAUAUCCUCACAUUUAACGUUAAAGAUGCCAAAAAAAAGAGACUAAAACAAGCUCAUGUUUCUAUAUUAUAGACGUUUGUGAGCAUGUUAAGCUGCUGUUGUUUUUUUGUUUCUUAAUAUCCCAGCUAGUCCAUCUCGUUGCUGCCAUUUUCAGACUUAGUUGACAUUUUAACAAAAAGGCCUCAGGCGGACCUCAUUUCUCGAAAGCCAAAUUGCAGGAAAUGCUGGUCGGACACCAUCACUCAGCGUCCCCACGUCUAAUUCAAUCACAUUCAGCUUUUCUGGUUCACCUCGACCUGCUUGUUCCUGCCUACAUCUUACCGGACUGAAACAAUAAAAGGUUUCCUCCUCCAGGACAGGACGGUGCGUCAUUGUGUUAAUGUAACUGCUCCAUAUUGACUUUGACAAAUUGAGCCGUCAUGAAACUUCACCAAUUAGGAUAAAGAUGUUUUCGCGGCGGCCUCUCCGGCCUUCGGCGUCUGUCAUUCAGACGGUGCGGGGGUCAGCAACUGAGCUGGGACUGAGCCGCCGUGUCUGGCUGUCGGACAUUUUUUGAUGGAGGUUCACAACGUGGAGUAUAAAUGAUUUCAACGUUAUUCAAUUUCACGCUGAAGUCCCACUUUUGGAAGCCUCGGUAAGAUUUCAGGUCUGUGCGAGCCACAGGGAGGCGAAAUAAAAAUCAAUUUGGUGUUUUUUGAUAUUGAGAUAUUAUAAGUUAAUAGAUUUUUGUAUGUUUACUUCUUCCAUUUUGUGCCCAUCAAUCUCCCAAGUUACCACGGCGGCCAUCACACCGAGCUCCAUUUAACUUGAACUGGCGGAGCGUGGCUUAAUUGUUAAUUGUCAGUCACCUGUGGAACUAAAUCUCCCAGAGCUAUUUCACAGGCCGAGCGUUUGAGAUUUUCAUCAGUCACAGAUAUGCUGGUUAAAUGAACACAGCAAUUAAUCCCACCCCGGUGCCGUUAUCUGUAUCUGCAAACUCAUUACAUAACUGUUUGCAGUACGCAAAUGGCCUCAACAGAGAGACACUGGCUCUUUUAUUUUGUAAACCUGAGCUUCAUGGACUGUAGCAGCUUGAUAGAAACCAAUAAAGACUCCUGUGUUAGAUCAGUCAGCAGCUGCUCCAUAGGUUUGUGUGUUAUUAGCGCGGGUGGGGGGGCAUCAGUAGGAACACCGGUCUUCCUCCUGACUUCUUCUUUGUAAAACGGUGUUGUCAGCUUCAUAACGAAGCUCCCUGCUUAUUGUCUCAGCGUGCAAGGGCGGCACAGGAACGGAGACAAAAGGCGUGGGAAAUUACAUGGGAGCUUGUGCCCAAAUGUGUCUCUAUUCUUGGCCCUCUUUUUUGCAACGGCACGGAAAGAAAAGCCUUGAAAGGAGCGAAAAAGGAGGAGACCGAACAGAAGUGUGUUAUAUGCUGUAGAUGUUCUGCUUCUUCUAGAGACAUGCAAUAGAAAGAUACGCAGCAGGAUUGUGGUUUUUGCAUGAAAAUCACAGAAAGAACCAAUGAUAUUGUCUCAUGUUAUGAUUAGAAUCUCAGCAUCUUAUGAAGAAUAGCAAGGGUAUAUGAAAAUCUGAAUUAAAGCAAAGUUGGUUUAAUAGUUAACGUGACUUUACGGUGUCAUAGCAGGAUGACGUCGGUUUGUGGCUGAGUAACGUUGUGAUUGGCAGUUCCAUUUAUCUGAACAACUGCAGUAUUGUAACAGGAUGGUGGCGAGAUACAAGAAUGCAGCAGAAGGCCAGGUGGUGCACGACAAGUGACACGUAGCUGUUGCAAAAAGGAUAUUGGAGAAAGAUGAUGAUCCAUGUAGCAUGAUCGUUUGAAGGGUAUGGAUAUUGAUGAGCAAGCGCGAGUGACGUGUGAGAAGCUGCAACGUGACCUUUCAAUACUCGAAAGCUCUCUUCCUAAAAUGAUGGUGAAGCCUGGUCGAAGGGAUUUCUUUCACUUUAAAAUGGCCUCCAUCUCAACCUCCCUUAGUAUUCUGGUGCUUCACGGAUAUGCCAACACAUUACUGCACAUUAUAGCCAUCAUUAGUCAUGGCUUCCAGUGAAUUGAUUCACUAAAAUCGAGCAUAUCUCAUCCCUGCUCCCCGAUGAUCGUCUCUAAACUAACAGCGAUAUUACUACUCCUACAUUAUAAUAGAGAUUACAGAAUGCAUCAGAAGCUAUUGCAUAAAAGCGAGUUUUACAAGGCGAGUUUGAAAAAGACGACACCAGAAGCGAGCGGGGGUUUGCAAACUAAUGUGUAGAGGCGGAGGAGGACUGGGAGCCACCAGCCCACACAAACCUGCCAGUAGAAACGUUGCAUCUCUCUGCAGCUUCCUCCUACGUUCUCUCACUGGUCAUUUUGUCAUCUCCUACAAACCGCUAUGUGCCUCCGUGUUUCCCCUCAACCACACUGACCUUUUUUUUUUCUUCUUCUCUUUUUCUGUGUUAAGUUGUUCCAUUCUCUCCGGCCAAGUCUGCAAACCUCACCCACUGUUUUCUGCACCUCGAAUUUCUUCAUCUGACACUUCAAACGAGUAGUAACAUAUUGGCUGCGGGCUGGUAGUGAUGGUUGCAAGAAGCAAAUAGUCAUGAAGUCAAGACUACCGCCUAUUCAUCCACCCAUGCAUGUUCAGUACAUUUGCAGGUGCAAACGCACACAUACGUGCACACACACACACACACACACACACACACACACAGCAAACAAACACUGAUCCUUGGCACUUCAUGUUUAGUGUGUUCUGUCAGUGGAAAGAGGAUAAUUAGCAGUGAGCAUCAAUGUUGCUUUUACAGCUCAGGUUAUGCAAUGAAUACACACUCUGUCACAGUCUCUCUCCCAUUCAAUCUUAUACAUUCUCCGCUUCUCUCUCGCACACCACACAAACGCACAGGCUCUUUCUUUUUCUCUCUCUCUCUCUCUUUCUCUCUCUCUCUCGCUCUCUCUCUCUCUCAAAACCUGAAUUUUUAGAGACGGAAGCGUCUGGAAUUUUUUUUUUCACCACCUCCCACAGACGUCCUCGAACCUAUCAUUUUCUCUGCAGUGGAGCAAUGGUGACGUAUGCUCGUCGCUAGUGCAGCUGAAUUUUAAAAAGCUCUACACCCACGCUCAAUACCACUACUGCAAGCGUAAUUAUCAUAAACUUUCCUUGCUGUCUGUAGCCCUUCAGUCUCCGUGCACGGUGCUCCUGACUUAUUCAUUUGCAGAUAUUAAUUCAGUGGCGAUGCAGAAAGGGGGAGAGUGGAUGUCUUUCUUUUUUAAAUUGGCAGGUUAUUGUGUAAUCUCUAGUGCUGCACGUAUUUUCUGUGUGUGUGUGUGUGUGUGUGUGUGUGUUCCUGCAUGCAGAGAUGGACAGAUUGGCUUACGUCACACCAAGACUGCAGUUUGUUUACAUUAUGUCUCUAAGCGAUUCUCACUGUGCCAUUUGAAGAUACUAAUGUGAAACAUUAUUUUGGGGGCGAAAGGCUUGAUUUCAGUGUGCGGCUUUAACAUGCAUUCCUGUGUGUGAUUCUUUUUCUAAACUAUGUGAAGCAGAUCUUUCAAGGGAAUUUACAGUUUAACUGAUCUGUUUGUGAUUUUUCGAGGAGUCACGUCAAGUGUUAAUUUGUGCCACAGAGGGCUGAAUAGUCACACCCAGGAAAGCAUCAGUGCUCCAGAGGAACUCCCUUGUGACUGCCCACACUUCUAAUUAACCGUGAUAAUUUAUCCCGCCCCCCUCCUCCUUCUUUUUUCUUUCCCCUUAAAGAUGUAAUGACAGCUUUUCAAUCUUAGUUAUGUGCCACACAGCGGCUUGAUCAGUCGGAGAAUACAUGGGUUAUGAAACGUAAAAGUAUGUAAUAACAAUAGCACCUGCACUAUAAUUAGAAAUGACUAUUUUCGCUAUUGAUUUGUCUGUCAAUUAUUUUACAGAUGAAUCAUUUAGUCUAUGAAAUGGCAGAUAACUGUGAAAAAGAUAAAUUCCCUGAAGGCCCCGGUGAAGUCAUCAUUGCUUGAUUUCUUCUACCAACUGUCCUGCACUUCAGUUUAUUAUCACAGAAAGAAAGGAAGCAGAUUAUAGUCAAAAUAAAUGAGGUGGAGCCAGAGAAUAUUUGUCACUUUUGCUUAAAAAUGUAAUUAUUGUUACACAACACAACUAGUGCACUGUAUCGUAAAUGGAGAGCGAUUUUGGACACACACUACAAUCUAUAUGUGUAUCGUCUUCUUAAGUCUCUGUGCUGAACGGUCACUUAUUAGCAAUGUAGCUAAACAUUACUGUUUCACUGUAUCUGAAAAUCUGCAAGCAGAGAAAUAAUUAGGGAGGUAAGGACCAUAAAUUGCAUAAAAACAAAAAGACUAAUGGGGACAUCAUGGAGUCAUGGACCAACCUAAUUUCUCUCAUCCUGGUAUGUUUGGUUAAACCCCCCCUAGGAAACAUAAACACAGGGAGCUCCGGUUGUAGUUUUUUUUCUAAAACUAACAUAAUAUUAAUGUUGGGUCAUACAGCCCCGAUCAAUGUCUACAUAGUAUUUAAAUAAAUGUUCUGACAAUUGUUAUUUUCUUCUUCCCUGUAUACAUUCAAACUAAUGUCUCAACAUUAUCCCGUCUUUUGCCCGAAUGGAGCACAGCUACUUGCAUUUCUUUGCUGGCAACCAGCUAGAAUUUAUAAUCCAGACGAUGGUAUCGGGAGUCAUUUGGUGUGAUUGAAGCCUCGGGCAGAAUGGCGUACAGGGCUGAUUAGAAAUCCAGAGCGCAUGUGUUUGCUCUGUGCCCAUCGCUGUCUCUCAGGUCGGAUGUCUCUCUAAUCAAGGACGCUUUCUGAUAACUGAAUAAUUCACACCUUGUGCGAUGCAUUCACAUGCUCACAUUUGGCUAUAUUUAAAGUCAUGACAUCAAUACCUGGAAAAAAAAAGAAAAGUUCUCACUAAACCUUGUGAGUCACUUCCCGCGAGCUUUGGCAACGAUUUGUCAUGCAGAGCUCUCACCGAACACCUCCGAAUACCGCGGAUGACACGUAUGUUUGUGCUUUCAGAAAGUAACGCAUACGGAUGCUGGAGGCUUGUCAGGUGUGAGUCGUGCUGCUGUUGAGUAUGUGUGAAUGAGAUCACCAACACCUUAUUGACAAAAAAAGAAAGUAUGCAGCGUAGGACUACAACCACCUACCAGCCCUUAUGCUCAUCAUCCUAAAUCAGGUCGCCGCCUUCGUCGACUGUUCCUGUUGCCCCGUUUGCCAGAUGAAGCGAACUGUCUCCUUGAACGAGUGCACAUAUGUGCACAGCCGUCUUCCUCACGCUGACUCACGCUCCAAUGCUGACGAGGGGUUAGUAAGCUUUACUCGUGGCUUGGAUGCAUCACGCAAUAUGCUAGACAACACCAGCACGGCUUCUGUGUCCGUACAUAAACAAGCCAGAGCUGCCCGUCUGUCACGUCUGCUGUUGGAACGUAUCUGUCCUGAGCUUCCUGCUAACAGGUAUUCAGAAGGCAUCACAGGCCUCUGAAAUUGCCUCAGCCCUGAAGGUAAUUGAUGAUACUGUGAAAACCUCUCCUCGCUAUCUCCAGGCUUACGGUGGUCGGAGACUGCAGCGUGGAGACAUCCGAGUGAGGUCGUCUAAUUUCAAAAGUUAAAGUUAGCUCAGAGUUUAAAUCAAAUUUUCAGUCCAGACGACAACAUCUGGGCUUUGGGUGUCGACCGAUAGCGAGUACUGAUCCAGUAUUAUUGUUUGAUUAAGAGGUUGUAUUCCUCACUGUGUGGAAGAGACCGGGAUCAUUCCUCUACGUGUGAGGCAACACCAGGCUCGACUUUAACGGGGCACUCCUAACUUUGUAAAUCUAAAUGUAACAAAUAAAUACAUGGAUAUAUAUUUAGUUCAUUGUUGUUUUUUUUUGUAUAAAAAUAAUAAAUGACAAGCCAGCAACUUGAGAAGAAAUCUUCAAAAUUAACAGGAAUUACAAUUUAAAUCCCUCGAGUUUUGUUUUUGAAAAUAUUUUAAAAUGCAAUCUUCAAAUCAGUAUGCAUUACCUGAGUGAUGUGAUUAUCGCGACUGAAAAUGCAAAUACUAUUGAUUAACAUAAGCCCUUAUUGAAUUCAAUUAAGAAGAAGAGGUGUUUUUCUAUGAGGAUACCUGUUCUGAAUAAAACUUUUGUGUUUUUUCCCAUUAGAUUAAAAAAGAAAAGAAAAUGGCCCCUGUUGUUUUCAGAUUUACUUUAUAAAAAAAUGUACAAUAACAAUGUAAUGUAUUUGUAAAAUGCCAGUAGAAAGUGGAAAAGGGCGUUUGGGAUAUUCAACAAAAAACAUCUUUGUAUCUUUCUGUUUAUGACAUUUACCGACAGCGACAGCUUUGCUGAUAGAGGUGACGCUUUUGUGUUGGUAAGGAUUUUGAAUGUAGCUUCAGGAAAGGAAAGGACAAAGUCAGAUCGGAGUCAUGUUGUCAAAACAACAACAGUACACUCAUGUUUGUAACAGUGACACAAACACACACAGAUGAAUAGAUAAAUGUCCGACACACACGCAGUACAUCUGCUCACAGCGAGACUAAUGUGUACACACUGACACGGAGGCGGAGGGUAAUUCAGGAACCUCAAAACAAGCUAAUCCAGUUUUUCUGAAAAACCCUCCCAGCUGCCAUCAAGAUACGGUUUCAAGAAGGAGAAACAUUGAGCUGUGGGACAGAGGAGGCGAGAGGGGCGCACAAGAGAAGCUCUGUUUCUGUGUCAGUACUUUGAAAUCUCGUGAUUUACCACAGCCCGGGUUUCCUCUGGACCUAUAGACGACAGGAUAGCCGAUUAACUUUAAUCCUAUCAGUGUUUCUCAUGUAGGACGUUGUUAGCCAACACCUGCAUUAAGAAUUACCAGUAGGAACCGACUCCAAGAGAGCCAUGACACAUGGGCUCUCUGGGCCACUUCCUGAGACUGUCCGGUAAGCGGUCGGGCUUCUGCUGGUAACCACAUUAUCGGGUCUGCAUGGCCACAACAUGAUGCAGCUGACAAAAGAAGACUUUUUUUUUUUUUUUGUGCUGGACAAAAGCGACAGAGGGCCUGGAACAUGCAGGAGCUGAGAAUUGAGCUGUAAGGAGAUUUUCACAGCAAUGCCUGAUGGAAGCAAAAGAAAAAAGGCAUGAGGAGGAGAGGGGGAAUAAAGGAUGACCAACGAUUCUAACUGACACAGGAUAUUUCAGGCACCAGGAUGUCUUCGUUUUGAGUCAUAGAGAAGCUCCUUUUGAUGUAAAAUAUGUUGCUGUGCUUCGGGGGUCGUAGACGAACACGACACCACCAGGUCCAGUUGAGCGAAAAGGACUGUUUGCUUGACGAUGAGCCUCAUAUCAUUCCAAACCCCUGCUUCAAAGACUCAGACUCUUUCGUCAACAGCCAGGAAUGGACAUUGAGUCGGUCAGUGCCGGAGCUGAAAGUGGGCAUUGUGGGAAAUCUGUCCAGUGGGAAGUCUGCUUUGGUCCACCGGUACUUGACGGGCACAUAUGUGCAGGAGGAGUCUCCCGAAGGUGGACGCUUCAAGAAAGAAAUCGUGGUGGAUGGACAGAGCUACCUGCUUCUGAUCAGAGAUGAAGGAGGGCCUCCAGAACUGCAGUUUGCUGCCUGGGUGGAUGCGGUGGUGUUCGUCUUCAGCCUGGAGGAUGAGAUCAGCUUCCAGACGGUCUACAAUUACUUCUUGCGCCUCUCCAGCUACAGGAACACAGCUGAGGUCCCCAUGGUCCUCGUUGGAACACAAGACGCAAUCAGUGCUGCCAACCCCAGAGUGAUCGAUGACUCGCGGGCCAGAAAGCUGUCGAAUGACCUGAAGCGCUGCACGUAUUAUGAGACCUGCUCCACCUACGGCCUGAACGUGGAGAGAGUCUUCCAGGACGUUGCCCAGAAGGUCGUGGCCAUGAGGAAAAAGCAGCAGCUCUCCAUCGGCCCGUGCAAAUCUCUCCCCAACUCUCCCAGCCACUCGUCAGUCCCCGCUGCAUCCAUCCCGUCUGUUCACAUUAACCAGGCGGCCAAUGGUGGGGGUGCAUUCAGUGACUACUCCUCCUCCGUUCCCUCCACCCCCAGCAUAAGUCAGCGGGAGAUGCGCAUUGAGACCAUCGCUUCCUCCAACACGCCCACGCCCAUCCGCAAGCAGUCGAAGCGCCGCUCCAACAUUUUCACAUCACGGAAAGCCAGUGAACAAGCAAAGAGCGUUGACAGUAAAACAGACAGCAUAGGCAGUGGGAGGGCCAUACCUAUCAAGCAGGGAAUCCUUCUGAAGCGAAGUGGCAAAUCCCUCAACAAGGAGUGGAAAAAGAAAUAUGUCACACUGUGUGAUAAUGGCGUCCUCACUUACCACCCCAGUUUACAUGACUACAUGCAGAAUGUGCACGGGAAAGAGAUAGACCUGCUGAGGACGACAGUCAAGGUUCCUGGGAAGCGACCCCCCAGAGCGGUGGCCACCGUCGCCCCCACUGCUAGUCCCAAAACCAACGGGCUGACCAAGGACCGCAGCACCUUGCAGCUGGGCAUCGGAAACACAGGUGCUCCUCACUCCAACAGCAGUUCGUCCCUCCAGACGGGCGCGUCGUUGUUUAGUGGCAGCAAAGACGGCAUGCACCAACGCUCCUUCUCUGUGUCCAGCGCCGACCAGUGGAAUGAAGCCAUCAACACCAGUACGAGCAGCGGAGCCCCCAAUGGGAUGAGUGAUCCUGCGAGUUCCUUUGUGGGCAGCGCCACGAGUCCUAAACUUGAGCCGCCUCCUUCGCCACACGCCAACCGCAAGAAACACAGACGGAAAAAGAGCACGGGCAUCACGAAGCCAGACGGCUUAUCUGCAGGCAACGAAGAGCAAGAGGAUUCCUUUGAGUUCAUCAUUGUGUCGUUGACGGGUCAGACGUGGAACUUCGAAGCCUCUACUUAUGAGGAGAGGGAACUGUGGGUCCAAGCCAUUGAGAGUCAGAUCUUCGCCAGCCUGCAGUCUUGUGAGAGCAUAAAGAACAAGUCUCGGUUAGGCAGCCAAAGUGAUGCGAUGGCCAUUCAGUCCACACGAAACGUGAGGGGGAACAGCUUCUGCGUGGACUGUGAUGCACCCAACCCAGACUGGGCCAGUCUGAACCUGGGCGCCUUGAUGUGCAUCGAGUGCUCCGGGAUCCACAGAAACCUGGGCACCCACCUGUCUCGCGUGCGCUCCCUGGACCUGGACGACUGGCCGGUGGAGCUCAGCAUGGUGAUGACGGCCAUUGGCAACUCCAUGGCCAACAGUGUGUGGGAGGGCGAGUUGGAGGGCUACACCAAGCCAGGGAGCGACAGCACCAGGGAGGAGAAGGAGCGCUGGAUCCGAGCCAAGUACGAGCAGAAGGUGUUCCUGGUGGGGCUGCCCCAGUCCGACGUGCCCCUGGGGCAGCAGCUGCUUCGGGCAGUGGUGGAGGACGACCUGAGGUUGGUGGUGGUGCUGCUGGCCCACGGCACCAAGGAGGAGGUCAACGAGACCUACGGGGACGGAGACGGACGCACCGCUCUGCACCUCUCCUGCGCAAUGGCCAACGUGGUGAUCACGCAGCUGCUCAUCUGGUACGGUGUAGACGUGAAGAGUCGUGACGCUCGUGGCCAGACCACGCUGUCCUAUGCCCGGCGAGCCGGCAGCCAGGAGUGCGGCGACAUCUUACUUCAGCACGGCUGCCCCAACGACACGAGCAGCCUGACGUCCGUGGCCACGCCCAACAUGAGCCGCCGCAACCCCAACCCCAACAUCAACAACAACAACGCCCAGUGUGAGCUCAACCGCAGCAUCAGCAUCAUGUAGGAGCCGACGAGCAGCCGCGGACAAACGCACGAAAGAACCCGAAACCCGCUCGCCCCCUUCCCCAGCAUUUCCUCCUCUGUGUGACCCAGAAUCAGUACCAACGGAGAGAAAUCCGGAGCGACGGACUCAUUGUUUAUAUUCCACUAUGCCGAAAGAAGUGGCUGUUCAGACAUUGUACAUUGUUUGUUUUAUAUUAUUAUUUUGUAUUCGUUAAAUUUGUUCAAUCUUGGUCUGAAAUGAUCACGAUCAGCUUUAAGCUCUUUGUUUUUUAAGCGCCAACCAAACAAAUGACUUACUUUUGCAUUCGUACCUUCCCUACGAAAAGCAUUUCCCUAAUGCUUGAACAUUUCCUCUUUAUGUCUUCCCCUUCCGCGACGCGAACCGGUUUUAUAAUGAGCUUGAAAUGAGAAACUUCCUUCAAAUUUCCAAGGCUAAAGCAUAAUAAUAAAACUGUGAGGAAUAUUGUACAAGUGACAAAAACACUGAUGUGGGAAAGAAACUAAACCUUCCAUGAUCUCAAUGGCUGUUGCAGCUUUAGUAAUGAUGCAUGUCUUCAACACGGCGAUCAAACUCGUGACACACUUUUCAUAUACAAAGGCAAAGCAAUUAUAAUUGAAGAGUCCAAAUGAUUUAGACACGUAAUUCACAGGAAAAUGGGUUUGGAUCAUCAUAAAGGAGUUAAUUGCAGAAUUCCUAUCGGGGGAGAAAGUGAGUCAUUUCCUUCGCCUCCCUUGUCGUGAUCCACCAGUGAAAGUGUCCGUGACUAUAAAGGAAUUAAGGGGCACAAUGUUUUAUUACCAUCGAGCCACGUGGCUUCGUAAGCGUGCCUCUUCAAUCAAAAUUCAUUCAAACUCAAACGUUUGAUUGAAACAGUGAAAAUCGUACCGUUAACAACGUCUUUGUUGGAGUAAUUUUUCCCCGAUUGACUAGAUUGUGCUGUUGAUUGUUUGACAUAGAUAGAUAGAUACUGGAAUAUCCAUUCUCCUCCUGUGGCCAAAAAGGCUGUAUAAGCGGUACUCUCCAGAGCGUUUCCUCUUUUGUUGCUGUGAAAUACACAUAUGGUACAGUGUGUGUGUGUGUGUGUGUGUGUGUGUGUGUGUGUGUGUGUGUGUGUGUGUGCGCGUCCAUGCAUUACUGUUCGACACGCUUACGUCUUCGUCUGUGACCGCGUGCAGCAGAGAGCGACCAGGCAUUUUAGUUCAUAAACCUCGAGGAGACACCUGCAGUGCAAGAUGAACAUACCUGUGUUUUAAUGUACAGCCGUCUGUAAAAAAAAAAAAGUAGUUCUUGUUCAUUCACCUUACUCCUUAUAAGAAACAGUCUCUGACUUUCCUUUUUUCCUUAAACCUGUGUGUCAGCCUAAGAAGCGUGGAAUUAACAAAAAUGCAUUUAAGUGACAGAAGUGAGACAUUUAGGGAUUGAAAAUGAGCAAAAGGAGAUUUAUAGAGGGAUGUUACAUUAGUUUGCCUCUCUUUGCGUUAAUACAAAUGUACAGUACACUGACAUGAUAAACAGAUUAAUUUAUAGUAACGGUAAGAAGUUGCAGUUUGCUUUUUGUUCAACUGCCAUUUUUAAGGUUUUUAACCAUCUUGAUUUUAUGGGUUUACAAAGGCAGGAUGUGUGUUUACAGAGCAAAGUUUUUGUACCUUAUGUUCAGGAUUCUGUUUCAUGUUUUUGAAGAUGUGGUCAAAAGAGGAUGUUUGUAAAUCGAUGAGAUAACGACAUAGUAAAAGAAUAGUUUGACAUUUUCUGGAAAUAUGCUUUCUUGAUCAGAAGAUCGAUGGCACUCCCAGGUCUGUGUUUCAUUCGGAGCUGAUGCCAGAAGGCGAUUAGCUUAGCCCAGCAAACAGUUAGCCCAGGCUUAGCAUAAAGUCGCACCAAGUUACUCACUCUAAAACUCUUUCAGUGUUUGUUCAAAUCAAACAAACAAGAAAGAGCAUGUUUAUUUUUAAGCUCCAGAGGUGUUUGUGGGCGGAUUUUCGAACACGCCAACUGUAUCUCCCUGCUCGCGGCCUUUAUGCUAGCUAGGCUAAGCUAACAGCCUCCUGGCUCUAGCUCCAUACUCAACGCACAGGCAGGCCAGCGGCAUUGACCUUCUCAUCUAACUCUCAGCAAGAAAGCACAUUUCUCAAAAUGUCUUUCUAUUUCUUUGAGACAUCCCAAAACCGACCACACAUUCAACCACAUAGCUUCAGAUGGAUGUGUGCUGUGCAGUGGUACCGGCCUUAUUUCUGAUUUCUACUUGACCAAUUUAUUUCAAUGAGUACGUUUCAGUGUCCGAGGGGAUUACUGAGAGGAGUAUAUAGUGACUACCUGAACCCUUAUUUACAUAAUGUAGAUGAUGAAGAAAACACGAGAGACCUGCCUGUCCCCCCCCCCCAGACACAACAUGGACGUGUAAAUAUUAGCUUCAUGCUUUUAUCUGAAGACGAGCUCCUCCUCGAGAAACAAGCUAAACUGGUUUUAGGUCAACGGUCCCUUUUGACCCACGAACCAUAUUUUGAUAUGUUGUUUUUUUCUGUUUCUCCUUAGGCAUAUUUUUACGGUACUUCUGUUUGGUCUCGACCAUGAACCGACCAUCUUUGGUACUUGUGUAUAAUGAUGUACAUUUGACAUAUUUAUAAUGCAGUUUGUAAAUAUCUUUUUUUUGUUUUUUGUUUUGUUGUUCAAGUUAAUUUUCCUAUUGUAAUUCCUUUUUACGUUGAGAACGUGAAACGAAGCAAAAGCUAAAGAGUAACUUGUUGUACGCUUGGAUGCUCAGCUGACUGUUGACCUAUUAAUAAACACUCAAAUAAAAACGAUGUAGCCUUCCCUGCAUUUAGGGGAAAAUCAA